Molecule: messenger RNA, 414 nt
Organism: Diabrotica virgifera virgifera (western corn rootworm)
Lineage: Eukaryota; Metazoa; Arthropoda; Insecta; Coleoptera; Chrysomelidae
Exons: 1
Coding region: 1-414 (137 amino acids)
Source: RefSeq, a predicted model, not a curated record
AUGAAACUAAAUUCCAAUAAGUUAUUACCGGCUGCAAAAAUUGGUGAUACUGUUAGAUUACCUGUCUCCGAUGUUGAUAGAGGACGAGCUGAUGUAAGGAAUAUAUUAGGCGUUGUUACGACAGUUGACGAUAACAUGUAUUACAAAAUCGGUACAGAAAAGGGCACAUUGCCACACUUAUUUACAAGAAAUCAGUUCAGUGUAUGUCCAGCUCCCCUUAUUGCUACCGAAAUAGUUUCAGUUGUUGAAAAAUCUCUUCGUGAGAUUGCAGCGACUUCAUCUCUAUGUGGUGGUCAAGGAUACAAAAGAUGCUCGUGCAAAACCAAAUGUGGUUCAAAAAAGUGCUAUUGUAAGGCAGCUAAUAUUUUAUGCAACUCUAAAUGUCACGGAAGUUCGUCAUGUUUGAAUAAAUAG